CCUCCAAGGGCCCAGUCCCCUGCCGCCUGGGUCUCACCGCGCCAUGGUUCGUUUGCCUCUGCAGUGUGUCCUCUGGAGCUGCUUGCUGACCACCGUCCACCCAGAACCACCCACUGCAUGCAGAGAAAAUCAGUACCUAAUAAACAGCCAGUGCUGUUCUUUGUGCCGGCCAGGAGAGAAACUGGUGGAUGACUGCACAGAGGUCACUGACACUAAAUGCCAUCCUUGCCGUGAUGGCGAAUUCCUAGACAUCUGGAACAGAGAAAGAUACUGCCACCAGCACAAACACUGUGACCACAACCAAGGGCUCCGGGUCCUGACUCAGGGCACCUCAAAAACAGACACUGUCUGCAUCUGUGAAGAGGGCCGACACUGCACCGAUGAGGCCUGCGAGAGCUGCGUCCCGCACAGCUUAUGCGACCCUGGCUUUGGGGUCAAGCAGAUUGGUACAAGCAUUUCUGACACCAUCUGCGAACCCUGCCCACUUGGCUUCUUCUCCAGUGUCUUCUCUCCUUCUGAGAAGUGUCGCCCUUGGACAAGGUGUGAGAUCAAAGGGCUGAUAGAGAAAGAAGCAGGAACGAACAAGACUGAUGUUGUCUGUGGUGAGUUCUGGACCAUGAGCCCUGGUAGCAGUCUAGAUAUCCAGUGGCGGUCCAGAAUCCUGACGGCGGUCCUCAUCACGAUCGGGAUCCUGUGCGCCGUCAUCUUCUUUGUGUUUAUCUGUAUCAGGAAGGUGGUCAAGAAGCCAAAGUAUAAGGUCCCUCAGUCUGAGGCUAUGGGGACGGAUCCCCAGGAGACAGUUUUUGUAGAGGAUCCUCCUGUAUUCGAUCCUGCUGCUCCAGUGCAAGAAACCCUGCAUGGGUGCCAGCCGGUCACCCAGGAGGAUGGCAAAGAAAGCCGUAUCUCAGUACAGGAGAGACAGUGAGCUGUGUGUGUCCAGGAGCGUGGCGGCGUGGGCACCUGGCCAGAGAGCCUGGGACUGCUGUGGUGAGAGACAGGGGCUAGCACUGACUGGACACAGGCCUCCUCUGCUUGCACCCCUGUGGCCAAGACAGGAACCCUAGCACUGGAUACAGAAACACUUUACCUUGGAGAGCCUCUCACCGUAGCCCUGGAGUCCAGCCAGUCUCCCAACUUGUUUUUAAAAAUGGAGGCAAAACUUGGGUGGUGAUGGUGGCCGGGGUGAUACAGUAAUAGCCACUACACCCUCCAAACCAGCAGAUCAGUGUCCAGAGACAUGUUCUGGUGGCUUCCCUAUACCCAGGGAGACAUACACGGAUUGUCCUUUGCAGCGCUGUUUGUGAUGGAGUACGACUGACUGGAAGCCGCUUAACUGUCUACCACCAGGGGAUUGGCUAAAUCAAAUUGUAAUAUAUUUAUACAACAGUAUCUCAAAAACACUGUCAAGUGAAAAAAAAAAAGCAUGUUGCAGAAUGUUGGAUAUGGAACAUUUUGGGUAAAGUGUACACUUUUGUAUAUGAUAUGUUGCUAUGGAUAUAUGUAUAAAUAUAAUUUUAUAUGUAGGCAUAACAAGGGUUCUGGGAGGAUGCAAAGAAACUCCACAACUUGAAGAGUGGUGACGUCUGGAGUGGAGAACAAAGGUCUGGGGGAGGAGGACUGGUUAAAGGGAGAUUUGGGUUUCCCAUAAUGCUUCAUUUUUUUCCCCAAAAGGAGAGUGAUUUCACAUAAUGCUUAUGUAAUUAAAAAACCAUCAAACAUGUAAAAAGAAAAACGAAGGUGGACAUGCUGCGUGACACGAGCUGUUUAACUUGCUGCCAGGCUCACAGAAUUAGGACACUUACUGAGGACAAAUAAGAGUGUCCCCCAGGCUGAUGCUCCUCCAGGGUGUUUUCCAUGUGUGUUCACAUUUGGCAUUGACUUUGUAAGGUGUUCUUCCCGUUUGAUUUAUAUUACCCAAAGCGGCCUUCCAGGGAGCAGGCAGGGCCCUCAUCCCUCCCUCUUUCACAGAAGUGGAAGCCAAGGCCCAGAGAGGUGAAGUGACCCGCCUGUGGUCACACAGCAUUACCCGGGGGUGCCAUGUUCAGAGCUCCCCACUCUAGGUCCUGAGCUUCUCCCAGAUCUGCCUGCUCCCUGGAACUGACAUCUGUAGCUCCUUCCCAGGGAGAUCCUGGGUCUCCCACUGCCUUCUGACCUCGCCACUGCUUUGGGAGCUGCUGCUUCUUGGUCAGAUGGUACCCCCCUUCCCCCUAGCAGUAUCUAAGGAUAAAAAUAAACCAUCCUGUUCUCUUUUCCUGCUGUGCCAACUGAGGGGGAGCCUAGCCAGGAGGAGCAGCAGAUGGAGUGGGAGCAGAGGGGAGGGGAGGGGGGAAAGGGGGUUGGAGGACACGAGGAGAAGGAAGAGCAGUGCAAGGUGCCAGGCAACGCCCUGGCAAAGACUCGUGGUGAGAUUUAACCCAGGGGUCUCAACCUCACCCGGGCAGACGCUGCUUUGGAUUCUCCCAACAUGUCCUGCUGGCUGAAGGGUGGGGGUGGAGAGGGCUUGUCCCUGUGGAGGCUGUAGGUGCAGCUGGGAGCCAAGAGAGGGGCACCUGGCUUGGCAGACUUCCCAGAGGAGCUUUGAGGACCAUUCGGAUGUACCAGGUGGAGGCCUUUGGUUCAGAAAGCUGAACAGAGUAGUGGUGGGGGAAAGGCGAGCUUUGGGACUUAAUUCUCAACCCCUACCUAGAGCCCAAAUGCUAGUCUUGCUUACUUCUGUGUGGGAGUCUGGUGGAACAAGACAAAAAACCCAGGUCUGCCACCUAUUGUCUGCAUGACCUUGGGGAGAGUCACUUUCGCCUCUUUGCUUCUGUUUCCUUAUCUGGCAAAUGGCGACAAUACCUACAGCAGCUGCUAUUGAUGCCUCCUGGUUCUCUCCUAGGCCAGAAGUUCUCAAACUUGAGUGUAUAUCAGAACCACCUAGCAAGGCUUGUCAGAGGUUGCUAGGCCCCAGCUCCUGUGUUUUUGAUUCAGUAGGUCUGGGAUGGAGAUCAAGAAUUUGCCUUUCUAUGCAAUUUAUUAAUGCAACAAAGUUGCAAUUGUACCCCAUGAAUAUAUACAAGUAAAAAAUAAAUGAGGGGAAAAGCAUUUGCAUUUCUUACAAGUUUCCCAGGUCUUGAGGCUGCUGGUCCAGGGAUCACACUUUGAGAACUACUGCCCUGGGUGUUCCUAUUUCUAUUAUACAAGCAGCUGGUUUCCUAUUGCAGGAACUUGGGAUGGCUUGCUUUGUGGAUUUUCCAGGUCUUGAAGACAUGCGUGGUGUAGACAUAGGCCAGGGGAGCUAGGUCUGGGGGAGUUGGUGCCCCCAGAGUACUCUCAACUAACCAGAGUUGAAAGUGGGUGGAUAAAUAGCCCAGCUUCUUUGCCCUUGGGAAGGACAGAUCUGAGGUGUGAUCCACACUGUCUCCUAGGCUCCUGGCAGGACUGAGCCCCCAGUGCCUCAGGUGGGCACUCUCGGUUGGCUUCUGUCCCUUUCCUGUCUCUCUUCCCACUUCCUCACUGCUGCUUCCUGGGUUCAACUCCCAAAUAAACUACCUGCAUCAAUUCCACCACACCUCAUGGUCUGCAUCUGUGAGAAAUUCAUCCUGAGACUCUAGCAGAGCCCAUGCACAAAAAUGUGCAAUUUUGUAUUUCUUAGCAUCCCUGACAAAGGGAAGAGGUGGUUAUUCUUGGCAGCUCUAGCUUAUUCUGGUCUUGAUUGGAGCUCCACGAGGAGCUUUCUGAGUGGCCUCAGGAAAGUUCCUUUCUGGUUCUUAGCUUUUGUUCCCCGAUGUUUGAUGAAAGGCUGGGUUCCUAUGAGUGCAAAGAGUCCCUUUGCUUCUGAAAACAGUGAAGAGGAACAACUCUGCAGGGUGGAGGGUCCUCCCCGGCCCGGGGAUGGAGCGGGUAGGUGUGAGACCCGCAUCAACCAGAAGGUGGCGCCAAGGUAACGCCCGGAGACCCCGGUAGCAGCUAGGUCUUCCGGAGUGAAGUUGGCUUCGCUGAUUCCCGCCCCACACCGGUCCCACACACGUUGAAGACGAAGCUUUUCCUCCUGUGGCUGCUGAACCCGAGCCUCCUACAGCCUCUACUCUGCAAAUGCAUCCAUUCCCGAGUUCUUGUACUCUCCAUGAAUUACUUCUGCAUCUAACAAACAUCGACUGUUCCUGCCGUGGGCCUCAUCCGGAGCCAUUGCACAGUGACGCUAAGAGCUCAGGCUGAGUGCUCGUCAUGUGCCAGGCACAGCGCGAACUUUAUACGGGUUUCUCAGUCCACAAACUCCACCUAAGUCGCCAUCUUCUAUAAUACCCAUUUUACAGAUGAAGCUUAGAAAUCAAAUGACUUGCUAAGGUCUCCAGAGUCAGAGCUGGUAUUUGGACCUAACUAGA
Nycticebus coucang (slow loris) is the source of this 4364-nucleotide messenger RNA. It is a transcript of the gene CD40, whose product is annotated as CD40 molecule. Lineage: Eukaryota; Metazoa; Chordata; Mammalia; Primates; Lorisidae. The record is from RefSeq and is a predicted model, not a curated record. The transcript has 9 exons. Gene Ontology annotation, cellular component: CD40 receptor complex; external side of plasma membrane. Gene Ontology annotation, biological process: positive regulation of tyrosine phosphorylation of STAT protein; immune response-regulating cell surface receptor signaling pathway; defense response to protozoan. Gene Ontology annotation, molecular function: antigen binding; signaling receptor activity; protein binding. Bases 44 to 925 code for a protein of 293 amino acids.